Pecten maximus is the source of this 2165-nucleotide messenger RNA. RefSeq lists its product as uncharacterized. NCBI's taxonomy places the organism in Eukaryota, Metazoa, Mollusca, Bivalvia, Pectinida, Pectinidae. The transcript has 3 exons. Bases 395 to 1747 code for a protein of 450 amino acids. The record is from RefSeq and is a predicted model, not a curated record.
CUAAUUCGAUUUUUAAAGUUCAUUCACCGAGGUUUUAAACGAACUUUGUCUAGGUUAAAUAAUUUAGCCAACCAACGAACGAUUUUUGCCUUGUUUCAGCUAUUAACACAUAGCAUGUUGUUGAUGUAUUGAGAGUAUACAUGUUAUCACCGAGAACACCUUAAUUAAUCAACAUCGAGGCAACUGCUUCAAAAUAGGAUCGAUAUGAAAAUAUAAAGUCUCGCAUCUUUAAAAAUCAGUUAUCAUUAUAGAGGAAGGAUUCUGAGAAGAAAAAAACGUAAGAUUAGUCUGAGUGUUAGGCCGACGAGGAGAAUGCAGUAGAAUAGCAGUGGAUAAACGUUUACUCUUUUUAGGAAAGAUAUAUAUUGUUUAAGAGGUUAAGUGGACGGGUACAAUGCACGGUACACCAGGACAGUUGGAUGCCAACAAUAUGCGAGACUUCGUUCAGAAGAACUCUUUAGAGCGCGUGGCGCAUGAAAAAAGAACAAAGACAAUUGAGCACCAGAAGAAAGUCUUCGUGAGGCAAUAUUCAAAGGACGAGCAGGAGGUCAAGGACAUUCUCCAACGCCUGCACGUGGAACAGUUGAUAUAUGACGUGGAUUACUUACCAACAGAUGCAGUGAGAAAUGAUCUAGAGGAGGAGGAGGGUGACAUUGAGGAGGAGGAGGUAUUCGUCAACCCUUAUCCUAUCACAAUCAUCCCAAAAUUUGGUCAGACGACUGUAAAACCGGGAUCAACACCAAAGAAAGGAAUUGGAGACACGGACCCACAGCGAUAUCGGUCUGGCCGACGGAAAUCACUAGAAUUUGAAGACAUCCCAACUCUGGGAUGCUCCGGAAGUGCCAAACAGGGCCAACAUGGCCGUCCUUCCGUAACAGGGGUAUCUACACCCGCUGGACGUACCAGAAAGUUGUCGAGCACUUCUGAUCAACAGGAAAUCGCAGAUAUUUGGGUAGGCGAUCCCGAAUUUAUUUCUUCUGUCCGUAGACCUCGGAAAACCUCAUCUGACAUCAACCACAGAAAGUUACUGCAGCGAGCCAUGAGUGAUGUUUGGGUACAGUCCAACACAGAAAGUCUGUCGAGAUUGUCCACCUUUGCACGAAAGUGCAGCGCGGAUGAGUUGCACAAAGACAUAUCAUCUACUUCAAUAAUUUCAAAGAAAGAAAAGAUUUCCGGUUCUUUGAAAUCAAAUAAUGACGAAAUCAAUGCUGGUGCACAAGAUGGCGCUGUCAAUUCAUCACCUGAUCGUGUCAGGAAGCUGAGCGUGAACAAAGAUGCGCAUGCGUUACAUUUAAAGGACGAAACUAAAUCGACGAAUUCGGACAAUAAAAGUUAUUUGAAUAGGUCAGACAAGAAAUCUUCUUUCAAGAAACCAAGUAAAUCUGAAAGCGAAAUGAAAGCCAUACUUGUGACUGAUGGAGGUGAUGCAGAAGGCAAAGAGAACGAUAUCGGCCGCAGUGGGAAGUCUUCACUGGACGGAACCUCUCGAGUGCGAAAACUGGGGAGAGUUGAAACCGACACUCCUGAUGUAGACCUAACUGAAGUAAAUACUGAUAAGAAUACAGGGCCCCAAGCCAGGAAACGAGUAUUGAAGAAAAAACGGUCCAUGCCAGAGAUGAAAAUAGGCUCGCCAUCAACAAUGUCCUUGGAUGAAUCAUCGCCAGACACAAGACCAAGGGCAAGGCACGGGUCGUUGAAAGAAAAAACAGAAAUCAAAUCGAGGCCACGGAACAGUUCAUUCAAUUAGCAGGUAAAACAUAUUGGUGUAUAUAUUUAUACAGUUCUGUGUUCAGAACCAGCUUCAAUGUGAAGAGGAGUUGUGAGGCGGAUCAACAUAUCUAACAUGUAUAUGCUAAAUGCAGAUGUAACUAUUAUCUGUAAUAGGUCCCGAUACUAAGACAAUAGUAUUUAUCUCGACGGUUAUGUACGGUUCCGUAAUAGGGCAAGGUUUUAUUCUACAACUCUGUAUUAUCAUCCAUUAUCUUCCCAAAGAAUUCCGUCUGGCAGAUGGGCACGACAUUCGCAGUCUUAAUAACAUCUUUGGCCGGAAUGAAAUAUUCUAAUCUAUUAUACAAAUAUAGAACUAGCUUAAAUAGUUACAGCUCCAAUUAGAAUUUAUAUUUUCAAAUUCCAAACAACUGCCAUUAAAACGUGACUAACACUUA